Uranotaenia lowii is the source of this 732-nucleotide messenger RNA. RefSeq lists its product as uncharacterized. The record is from RefSeq and is a predicted model, not a curated record. The transcript has a single exon. Gene Ontology annotation, molecular function: nucleic acid binding. Lineage: Eukaryota; Metazoa; Arthropoda; Insecta; Diptera; Culicidae. Bases 1 to 732 code for a protein of 243 amino acids.
AUGCUGAAAACUGAACACGGAGGACGUAAGAACAUCCUGGAUUGGUGUGCAGAAUCUGGAGUUGCGUGGCAUUUCAUACCACCUCGUUUGCCCUAUUUCGGAGGUCUAUGGGAAGCAGCAGUGAAAUCAGCGAAGCACCAUCUACUGAGGGAAAUCGGCCACUCCAACAUUUCGUACGAGGACAUGACGACAUUACUAGCCGAGGUGGAGAUGUGUAUGAACUCCAGACCCUUGAUUCUGAUGCCAACCGAAUCCGACGAAUUGGAAGCCCUGACACCUGGACAUUUCCUUGUCGGUGAAAGCCUGCGAUCUCCACCCGAAGAAGACGUGGCAACUGUUCCGGACAAUCAACUGUCGCAUUGGAAGCUCACGCAGAAACGGUUCCAACGAAUCUGGCGUAGAUGGUACCCAGAAUAUCUGCAGCAGCUUCAAGCCCGAGCCACCAAACACCGUAGACCAUCAACCGUAAUCCAGCCCAACCAAAUGGUGAUCAUCCAAGACGAUCUGCUUCCGCCAGCCCAAUGGCCACUAGGGAUCAUCACAGCCGUUCAUCCUGGGAAAGACGGCGUCGUACGAGUGGUCACCUUACGCACUGCGAAGCGAGAUGUCGUUUCCAGGUGUGUCAACAAACUUGACCUGUUACCCGUACCAGAAGAACCCGAAACCAAUCCAGCUGAUGAGCAGCCCGUUGGAGAACCUGUCACCGCAGUACCUGAAACUAAUCAUGAGUAG